AGAGUAGUAUUCAGUGCGUCGUGCGAGAAGCAGUCGAGCUUGGCGAGGUCGCCUUUUGCGUUGGCACGGAGGUUCCUCCGUGCGUGUUUUUAGUUGCAAUCCCGGACCGAGAAAACCCGUGUACACACUUGUCUCUGUGUUCAUCGUAAUGUGCUACGGGUAAAAAAAAACGAAAGUGACGAAGUGUGAUUUUGUGCGUUAACGUGUAGGGCGUAGCCAGGCAUUGUGCAAAAUCGCUCGAAAACGAGCGACGACAAAUCGGUGCGUGACAGUCUGCGUCUGCCAUUGGAAAGGAUAUCUUGUUGUCUUUUUCACACUCAGUGGCAUUUUGCGUAUUCGUGGGUUCGCUGCAUCAUCGUCAUCCUUUCUCUCUCUCUUUCUCCUAUCUCUUUUUUCUAGCCCCUUGUUCUGUAAUACUACUGCUCGUCGUACUACGUUAUACACAUACCGUACGGACGAAAUUGAAGACGAUCGACGCAUGGUGCAGUACCAGCCGCAACAAACUUCCGAAUUUAAGUACGAGGUGAACGAUCAACAUGAACAGCAGAUGACUGUUAGCCGAGCUGAUGCUCGUUCAACUUUAAUAUGAGUGAAGUAGUGGCUGUAACACCUAGUGGUGGAUCGACACGCCAGGAAAGCGUGGCACACAUCAAAAGGCAUAAAUUAGCCAACUGUAAUGUUCCUCUCGUGCACGGACGUUCAAAUCCACCGAUCAACACCCGUAAUAGGCUGACCACGCAUCAACGGAAUCAUAGUUUGGAUUUUAGGUCAAUGGGUAUCCUGUUGCCGCCUGUUCCACAGGCGAGUGCGACCACGCUGACGCAUCAUCAUAGAAAUCGAAGUCUCGAUUCCGCGUUACAACGAAUCCCGGAAGUGGACGUGACACCGAGUCCAGAAUGCGAGACGACACCAGCGCCGGUAGCUAAAACCACGGUGCCGGCGUGCAAGGCGCGCAGCAGGGAACGCGAAGAUCUCGCCAGUCUUGGCUCCGACGACUCGGGUAUACUUUGCGGUUCCGACAGUGGCACCAGUGACACCACCAACGUGGCCACCAGAGAGUCAAGUGUGGACCACCUUCACAGUCGCGAGAGUCUUGAUUCAUCCUUGUCGCAGCCAGGUGACAUGGAUAGCGUGGAUGCGGUGGACGGCGAGGAAAAUAGUGCUCCUGUCUCAGUGUCAGUGUCUGUACCAGUGUCACCUGUGGAGUUGGUGCACUCGAGUGAACCUUCUUCGAUAAAGGCUGGUGAUUGUAGUGAGCCACAUAAACAUGAGAAUGCGACCAGUAACUCCAGUUCACAGGAACUGCGGCCUGGUAAUAUGGUCUGCAUGGUUAAAGAACUUGAAACCCAUGAAUACACGCCUGAAGAACAACACGACGAAAUGGGCGUGACGGUAGACGUGCGGGAUUUCCAAAAUCCCUUACAAGUAUCACCGGUGAAUGAUAAACAGAGUGAACUGACCGGUGCUGCUAUGACAUUGUGCUGCGGUACAACCGUGCAAUCUGAAACUGUUGAGGCAGCUGUCAAAAAACAGACUGGUAUUGUUUGUCGAAGACAAGAGACAGUUCAACCAAAACCAUCUGAAGGAUGUUUGCUCAGAUUAUUUGAGAGUCAAAUUUUUGACAUGUCUAUGGCCAUCUCUUAUCUUUUCAAUUCUAAAGAGCCUGGAGUUCAAAGCUAUCUUGGGAACAAGAUGUUUAGUUUCCCAGAUAAUGAUGUGGACUUCUAUUUGCCACAAUUGGUUGUAAUGUAUAUACAACUUCACGAUGUUACAGAAGUUCUUUAUCCAUAUCUUGUCCAUAGGUGUAGGCAGUCAGCUGAUUUUUCGUUAAAAUGUGCCUGGCUAUUAGAUGCAUAUAGUUCUGAUGCUCAUUUACCAUCCAAAAAGAAGUCUCAUGGGACCAAACUAAAAAAUCUUAUUCUCUCAGAUGAACUCAGGCCAAAAGGAAAUGAGAAUAGAAAGCGUGUAGUUGGAUUGCAAACACCUGCGCCACCGCCGUUAAGUUCAAUGCAAAGUGUUACAUCUCCUAAUAAAAAGACACACCAAAGAUCUCAAUCUGAUGCCACUGGAUUAUUUCAAACUCUUCGUCGUAGCCAUUCCGGUACAAUAAAUAAAGUAAGUCUUGGGGACCUGAGCUCUGGUCGAGCAUUUGACAAUGGUUGUACCUGUUUUUAUUCCUGCCAAGGUGUGGUAAAUGAUUUACGAGGGCAAAAAACCGACUGUUUCUGCAAUGCGCCGCGUCUUGCUCCAGAACUCGAAUUUAUACAAGCAUUAAUAUCAAUUGGUAAAUUACUUGGAACUAUUCCAACAAAAGAAAGUAAAACCGUUCAAUUAAUAGCGGAGCUUAAUACUCUCAAUUUGAAUCUCCCUGCAAGGGUGUGGCUUCCUUUGCACAGUUCAGUACCACAUCAUAUCGUACGAGUGCCACCUCAAUACGCUGCUGUCCUCAAUAGUAAAGAUAAGGCACCAUAUAUAAUUUAUGUUGAAGUGUUAGAAGUAGAAGAUAUUUAUACGUCGCCUGUACCGACGAAAAUAGUGGGUUGCUCAUUAAGGCAUACUAAAUCGGAAGAAAAUUUAACAGGAGGCGAACAAUCUAAUGUAAUCGAAUCACCAAACAUAUCUUCUUCCGAAACGCAACAGAGUAUGCCACCGAUUAGACAAACUCCGGUUAAAAAUAUUUCUCCGUACUCCGUUAGAAAUACGGAAGUCGCAUUUACUUUCCCCGACGAUGACCCUAAUGACUGUUGGAGUCAAGAAGACGAUGAAAUCACGCAACAGUAUUUACAACUUCGUAAACCAAAAGAUAGAGAUACGAUAUCUCAAUUAAGUCAAGAAUCAUCAGAUAGUAAGGAACCAAUAUUUGUACCUGGUGACAUAAAACGGCGUUUAAGCGAAAUGGCUGCAGCGCCUAGUGCAACGUUUAAUCAUGAUCCGGAAGAUCCGUCAGCUGCCGUUUUGAAGGAACCAUGGGAACUGAAACAACGUCGAAUAAGAGCUUCCAGCCCGUAUGGUCAUUUGGCAUCUUGGAGACUUCUUGCAGUUAUCGUAAAAUGUGGCGAUGAUCUUCGGCAGGAACUUCUUGCUUCUCAGUUACUUUCAAUGUUGCAAAAAAUUUGGCAAGAUGAACAUGUACCCCUUUGGGUGCGACCAUACAAAAUUCUGUGUUUAUCAAACGAUAGUGGUUUAAUCGAACCAAUUUUAAAUACUGUAUCACUUCAUCAAGUGAAAAAACAGUGCCAAUUAACACUUUAUCAGUACUUCGAGAGGGAGUUUGGUUCAUCUACGUCAGACGCAUUUACUAUUGCGCAAAGAAAUUUUAUUCAAAGUUGUGCAGCGUAUUGUCUCGUUUGUUACCUUAUUCAAGUUAAAGACCGUCACAAUGGAAAUAUUUUGCUGCAUCGUGAUGGUCAUCUAAUACAUAUAGAUUUUGGAUUUAUCCUUUCGACUUCACCGAGAAACUUGGGAUUCGAGACCAGUCCAUUUAAAUUAACCCCAGAGUUUGUAGAGGUGAUGGGUGGAAGCCAGUCCAAACAAUUUCAAGAAUUCAAAACUUUGAUUCUUCAAGGGUUCAUCGCAGCACGAAAGCAUAUGGAAAAAAUAGUUAAUCUCGUGGAGAUCAUGUUAUCUGGAUCGCAACUUCCAUGCUUUCGAAGCGGUGGUGCAGCAACCGUUCAAGGAUUAAAAAACAGAUUCCACCUUACAUUGACGGAGGAUCAGUUACGUCGACACGUGGAAGAUUUAGUCGAAGCCAGUAUCCAUUCGUGGUCAACUAAAUUAUAUGAUCGGUAUCAAUAUUUCGCAAAUGGCACCCUUUAAUAAUAACAUUAAUUUUCGUUUGUAUGGCAAGGAUAAUGAUUUUUAUAAGAAAAGCAACAAAAUUUGAUAAUAUGGUAUUCCUUCCAGAAACGUUUAAACUCGUAGCAUUCCGUAAGCACAAAGUAUCUUUGAACCUAAUUACUCGAUCACGUGCGAGUAUGAUCGAUACAUAGGAAAUGCUAUCUAAAACAUAGAUUUAUUCCAAAUAGGAUAAGCUGAUUUCAGUAUAUUAAUUUUAUUUGCUCUUGAAUUAUUCCUUAGUUUCUUAAUAUAAUAUGAUAGUUGCCUUUUAUAAAACUUGUACAAAUACUACGUUUAUCAGUAAUUAAGGAUUAUUUGUGAGAGGUGUUGUCUACAAAAACUUAUUGCCACGUAUAUCUGUAAAGAGAAACAAAAAGAAACGAUGAACGAAACAGGGAAUAAUUUAUGAAAUUUUUAUCGUUACGUUAAGUAAUAUUAAAUAUGUAUAAUUGGUUUUGUUGUGUACGUUAAAAUGACUAUGUAUGCCUUAUUGGCAAGAACGAGUUAACUAUGGUCGGUGCAGACUUUGUGAAACUGACUGAAUGUUGGACUGCUAAAUCGUUAUAGCCUAUAACAGCGUAAUUUGUUAAAGGUGCCUUAUUUGUAGAAAAUGGUGGAACGAUCAAAUUUGAACACAGUGAAGUGACUACGUGUGUUGAUCUACUGAAAAAAAACUGAUCUAUUAUAAAAAAAAAAAGGACAAUCUAUAAUUUGUACAUAAAUAUAUUGCAUAAACUUUGGUCGAAUUCCUUUCAUAGUUAAUUUUCGGCAAUAAAUAAUCCCACCAUGAUAAUAUGAAGGAAUUACAUGGUAUUUAAGGUUCGCAUGAAAUCUUCGAGUGAAA
Messenger RNA from Megachile rotundata (alfalfa leafcutting bee), 4681 nucleotides. RefSeq names its product phosphatidylinositol 4-kinase beta fwd (gene fwd). Lineage: Eukaryota; Metazoa; Arthropoda; Insecta; Hymenoptera; Megachilidae. Gene Ontology annotation, biological process: phosphatidylinositol-mediated signaling; phosphatidylinositol phosphate biosynthetic process. Gene Ontology annotation, cellular component: cytoplasm; membrane. Gene Ontology annotation, molecular function: 1-phosphatidylinositol 4-kinase activity. The record is from RefSeq and is a predicted model, not a curated record.